Messenger RNA from Cephus cinctus (wheat stem sawfly), 9207 nucleotides. RefSeq names its product ras-specific guanine nucleotide-releasing factor 1. The record is from RefSeq and is a predicted model, not a curated record. Gene Ontology annotation, cellular component: plasma membrane. The coding region runs from base 1009 to 5646 and encodes 1545 amino acids. The transcript has 26 exons. Gene Ontology annotation, molecular function: guanyl-nucleotide exchange factor activity; protein binding. Lineage: Eukaryota; Metazoa; Arthropoda; Insecta; Hymenoptera; Cephidae. Gene Ontology annotation, biological process: positive regulation of GTPase activity; Ras protein signal transduction.
AGCUGCCGGUACUUUCACGCUUUAGAUAUACUCAUCAUUACACUAUUGUGGCUCGAUCAAUUUGUAAAUGAAUACAUUUUGUUUUAACUCAAUUGUGCAAGCGCUCCGAUGAUACGUGAAGGCAGAACAGUUCUCAACAAGUUCUCAACAGGAUGUUCUGUUAGUCUCGGAGUCACAAUCCUUACGACCUCCAUUGUCACAGAACCUGUUGUGCGGAUUUCGUGCACCCUUCGGCCUCCAUCCUCACCGCUUAAACAUCCUUGGAUUCUCUCUCUACAUUUCGCACAGCCUCUCUCGAGAAAUGUGUGUAGUGUAGGCCAGUUACAUAGAUAGUAUAGAAGGGCAGGUAGAGAAAUAGGCAGGCAGGCAGCCUGGUAGACUGGCAGAAGGGUGGACGAGGAGGAUAGCCGGGUAGUACGUUGGGGUUUGGCUGGAUCCCACUGAGCUUGCGCAAUGGGAGAGGAUUCUCUGGGUGAUUCGCGAGGCUCAGACCUCGCCACUCAGAUUCGUUUCGCAAGCUCGUCGCGACUCAAAGUCAAAAUACCGCGACCAUGAGAUCAGUAACCCGUAAUGGGACACCACCAUCCCAAAUACGAAAUCAAUCACGGAAGUUCCUAGCCUAUAACAAUUUGAACUCGAAGCUGCUUCUUACGUUUUUGCUCAAAUAUUAAUUUACUCUUCGGAAAGUCAUUCGUCAAGGAACGAGAUAGUACAAAAUUACGACUGCUUACUUGAAAGGGCGAAAGAGGGCAGAAGAGAAGAGGGUGAAAGGAAAGAGCGUGCAAGCGAAAGAGAGAGAAUCUAGAUAAAGUUAGUAUAUGUUACAGAAAGAGAGGAAAGUGAGCGAUGGGAGAAAAGAGAAAAGAGCGAACAGUGCAGGAUGUUCAUGGUUUUUAAUACCAUUCUACCACAUACAAGGUAAUUCGGACAAUCAAUUUUUCCACGUUGCCCAUAAUAAUAAAAAAAUAAAGAAGAGGAACUACAGUGUCUUGGAGACGACGACUGAAAAUGCUCAGCCCUAAGAUGCAAAGAACUGUGCGAGUGAACGAUUCUCAACUGGUGAUGCUUUCCGAGAGGGCGAAAUACGACCACUCACUUGCUGGACAUUUGCAUAAGCGAACUGCUGAUUCUGCCAAGUGGCAACUACGUUGGUUCGUCCUUUAUCAGAAUAUGCUCUUUUACUACGAGAGCGACGCCUGCUCGCGUCCCAGCGGCGUCAUCCUCCUUGAGGGUUGCUACUGCGAUCGUCUUAUCACUGCGAAGGGCAAGGAGCACGAUAAUCAGCACUGUUUCGCAAUAUCUUACAGAAGAGAAAAUCAGCGACAAUACGAGUUGAAAGCAGCCACAGAAACUGAUUGCAAGACAUGGAUCGAUUCGAUAAGAGAAGCUAGUUUCAAUAAGUUGCUUUUGCAAAAAGAAGAGCUCGAGCAGAAACAUUUGCAUCUGUUGCAAAUCGUCGAGAGCGAAAAGACUGCAAAAUGGCAGUACACUCAGCAAUGCGAAGAACUCGCUUCGGAAAUAAAGAAGCUUCGAGCGGAGCUGUGCACCUUGAAGAAGGAGCUAAGGCCACAUGCUAUGACACCUGCUGCCUAUUCAACUCGUAAUGGCAGUAACGGAGCCCUGAGAACACUCUGCCAGGGCGUAGGCUCCACCACCCCCGGUACCGUACAGCAGGCGACGGGAGUGGUAGGGCCAGCCGGCGGUGCUUCUACCCAAGGUUCCCUAGUUGGCGGCACCACUGCCACGCCAGGACUCAGGGGAAUUACGGAGGGUUCGAUUGAGAUGCGGAAGAUUAAGAAAGUCCAAAGCUUUUUUCGGGGAUGGCUUUGUCGACGACGAUGGAAACAAAUCGUCGAGCAAUACAUCAAGAGUCCACACGCGGAAAGUAUGCGGAAGAGAAACAGCUUAGUAUUCCAAAUGGUGGAGGCUGAGGAAGAAUACACUGAGCAAAUGGAAGUUUUGGUAAGCUGUUUCUUGAGACCAUUCAAGAUGGCAGCAAGCUCGAAGAAGCCUCCCUGUAGCCACGAGGACGUGAACAGCAUCUUCCUGAACAGUGAAACCGUUCUCUUUCUCCAUCAAAUAUUUCUAAAGGGUCUAACGUCUCGAAUGGAAAGUUGGCCGACUUUGGUUUUGGGCGAUCUCUUCGACAUGCUUUUACCGAUGCUUGCGAUCUAUCAGGAAUAUGUGCGCAAUCAUCACUACAGCUUACAAGUGCUGACCGAGUGUAAACAGUCGUCUUCGUCGUUUGCCGCUCUCUUAACUCGGCUGGAAAACAAGACUGCCUGCCACGGUCGGUCUCUAGAGACCUUCCUUACUUACCCCAUGCAUCAGAUUCCAAGGUACAUAAUAACGCUUCACGAGUUAUUAGCGCAUACACCUCAUGAUCAUGUUGAACGAAAGAGCCUUCAGAACGCAAGACAGCAGCUUGAAGAUUUAUCGAGGCAGAUGCACGAUGAGGUUAGUGAGACGGAAAAUCUGAGAAAAAAUUUGGCUGUCGAGCGAAUGAUCGUCGAGGGAUGCGACAUACUGCUGGAUGUUAAUCAAGUUUUCGUGAGGCAGGGUGCACUUGUUCAAAUUCUGGACAAACCUCGUGGAGCACGUAGCAGACUGAGUGCAACGUUCGGAGGCAAAGGUGCUGGAGACAAGGAAGCUCUCAGGCAGUGUUUCCUGUUUUCAAAUCAUUUAAUACUCACGACACGGCAGUCGGACGACGACGGUCGUCUAAAUCUCGUUCCACAAGUUGGAAAGAUACCACUUUCCGACGCAGUGCUCAUAGAAGAUCCGAGCGACCAAAGUGUCGCAGACGACGAUGAACUGUCAGUAUGUUCGAUGUCCAGUGGGAUCAGUGAAAGCAGUGGAAGCGGAAGCGGAAGUGGUAGCGCGCAGCUUCAAAAUCGUGACUUUAAAAUAGUUCUCGACGUCAAGUCCGGGGGAACGCAGAUCUCCGUUCACCUGGUGGCCCCUACGAUGCAGGAAAAAGCGGCGUGGAUAAGCGACAUUAGCCAGUGUAUGGAUAACGUGCAUUUCAACGAUCUUCUUCACGGGCUGCUCCCGGACACAAGUUCUGUCACGAUGCCUCAGUCAAUUAGGAACGAUCCGAAGCUCUUCAAGGACGACGUUGACAUAAGAUUUAGUCGGACACUGAAUUCCUGUAAAGUCCCGCAAAUACGUUAUGCCACACCUGAGCGACUUCUUCAGCGACUCACGGAUCUACGAUUUUUGAGCAUCGAUUUUCUCAAUACGUUUCUUUUGACUUAUCGCGUAUUCACCGACGGCGUCACCGUAUUGGAGGCGCUGAAAAGGGUUUUCUAUGACGCAGAACCACCUGACGCCCAGAUGCCCAGUGGCUCGCUAAUAUCUUUGGAUGUUCUUGCCAGCGUACCUGGUGAGAGUACACACCACACUGAUGAUCGCAGAAGGAGUAGCUUUUCACCAAGAAGGACCAGCGGCGCUAGUUCUGUAUCCGGAUACGGAUCGGAGGUGAGUGAUAGUCGAGAAGCCCGCAGUCACAGUGCAUACGAAUCCAACAUUGGCGCGCUAACGCCCAACUCAAAGGCCCACUGGCGCUCCGGCUACCGGAAGUUGGAAGAAGAGCAGCAAUUGGGUUUAAUCUCGGAAGCACCCGUAAUAGUCAGGCAGUCCCCAGGACCUUCUUCUGGCCGACAAUCGCCAGCAACACCUCGUCGUGUCGGGAUUCGUGCCGAUAAUAAUGCACAGGACGAUAGAUGUCUCUUGACCAUUCCGAGGGUGAUACCGGUGUCGUCCACUGCAGAAACACUGACGGACAUGACAAUGAUCAACGCAAGUUCUCCUUCGAGCAAUCACAGUUCUGUGACUCUGGUGGGCUCGACUGGUUCGGGAUCGGGCUCGCGCUCUGGCUCCGGAUCAGAUCCGGGUCCCCAAGACGGCGGAGGCGGUACAUACUCGCAAUCCACGUUAGAGAACACAGAUACACCGGUACCCAGUGAAACGCGCACCAAAGACGAAGUUCAGUUCGUCUAUGAUCAGCCGGAAACACCUUCGCACAAAUCUUCAUCCGAUUGGAUGCUCGCGAGGUCCCAGCGUUCCUCUCGUGGAAGACGUCGUGACUCUGAUAAGGAGGAAUCAUGGACGGACGGCGAAAGCACUCCGCCGGCCAUUCCUUCGUCAGCCACUGCUGAACUGUUUCAACAGCACAGCCGUCAUGGCAAUUAUCAUGAACAUCAUUCGAUGGAACACAGACAAUCGAUCGCAUCUGCACCGGGUACGGCUAUGAGGAGCGGUUCAAUCUCUACAAUGACGGGGAAUUACUGGGCAGCAAGACGCUCAAUACAAGAGAAUGAGAUGUGCUCGGCAUCGCAACAAUCCAAUUUCCAGCAUGACUCUCAGCAAGUUUCCAGCAAGGCAGGAGUAGUUAUCACCAGUUUCCGACAGAGUCAUCGAAGCAUUGGACUCGAGCCUCUAUGGAGCAGCACGUCGACUGCCGCAGCCGCAUUCGCAAUCGCCACGUCUGCCUCCAGUAAUCCUCCUGACAAGGCGCCAGGCCGGUGCAGCUUCGGCGAUGCUAGCGGACGCAGCGGCUCAUGUCGCGAUAAGAACAGACGCAAGGAAUCCGUGAUGUCAACCGCUGCAACGAUGAGGGUUCUGAACGUUCUUAGGCAUUGGGUCUCGAAACACGCGCAAGACUUUGAGCUGGACCAAAAAUUGAAAAAUCUCACUAUCGAGUUCUUGGAAGACAUCGUAUACAGCCCGAAUCUUUUGCCAGCUGAACAUAAAGCUGCUAGUCAACUACUGAGGCUCAUCACCAAGGAGGAAUCUGAGAGCAACAAAGCUGACUUGAAGAAAUUGCUUACUCCGCCAACGACGCAAAGCAAGGAAAGCAUCGAAACUCUAUCGGCACUGGAGAUCGCGGAACAGAUGACUUAUCUGGAUCAUCAAAUUUUUAUAUCCAUCGCCAGCGAAGAGUUUCUUGGACAAGCGUGGAUGAAGACGGAUAAAGCGACAAGAGCACCUCACAUUAUCCUUAUGACUAAAAGAUUCAACGAAGUCUCGCAGCUCGUAGUGUCAGAAAUUGUCAGGCGAUCAAAUAUGUCGGCGAGGGUCGCCGCAAUUGAAAAAUGGGCAGCGGUUGCCGAUAUAAGUCGAGUUUUACACAAUUACAAUGGAGUACUGCAAAUAUGCGCUGCGUUCACAAACAGCAGCGUCUACAGGUUAAAGAAAACUUGGGAAAAAGUAUCGAAGACGACAAAACAAACAAUCGAGAGACUUCAGAAUAUCGUAUCGUCAGAUGGCCGUUUUAGAAACCUGAGGGAUGCAUUGCAUCGUUGCGACCCACCCUGCAUCCCUUACUUAGGACUAUAUCUGACAGAUCUCUCGUUCAUAGAGGAAGGCACACCGAAUUUCACUGACGACGGUUUGCUCAACUUUUCAAAAAUGCGAAUGAUUGCUCACGUAAUACGUGAGAUUCGACACUUCCAGCAGACGCCUUACAAAAUCGAGUUGAUUACAAAGGUGACCAACUACUUGUUGGACACCACGCUGCUUCUCGAGGAGGAGGACAUGUAUCGCAUGUCCUUGGAAAUAGAACCAAGAACUUCGAGACUAAGUAACGCGGCUCUUAUUGGACUGCCACCCUCGAUCGGCAGCCCGACGACACUCAAAAAUUAAGAGGAGAAUCAAACGCUUUCGGUUUGAUUCUUCGCCAGGAAUCAUCGCAAAAUGUACAGAAAGCAGAUUGAGCCAAAGAGGUGUCUGAGAGGUGAGAAGCGACGUUCGCAAAGUAACAGGUAAGAGUACUCUGGGUCGCCGAACUUUCGUAACACGUAACAUCAAUUUUAUUUCUCAAAGAAAUAAUGCGCUAUUUCAUCUGUCAUCUGUGAUUUCCAAGUAUCUGACUACUGAAAGAUUCUACUGGGUUGGUAUUGGAUUCAAUCGUAUCCGUAUCCAGCUAAAAUCAUUAAGAAUCCAAAUGAAUGAAUCGGUAGCUUUAGAGCUGAUUCGUCGAUAACACUUCAAGAGACAGUUCAUGGGGAACAAUAGGUCGACAUGAAAAUUGGUCAAUUAGUGAAUUUCUUUAGAAAUAAACGAUCCAAUGCCAAUGUAGUAUUUGACAGGAAAAUUGUUCGAAGAACACAACACAAGUUAUUGAAUCCACAAAGCCGCGACUAGGUGCAGGUAACUUUGCGUCAAGUUUCAAGUACCAUCAAUAUAGCUCGAUCUAUUUUCAUUUUAAAUAGAAUUUCCAUUCGGUUAUUGGUUCCUGAAUUAACUCUCAUUCGUGUAAUAUUUUUCGUUUGUACGAAUUGGACGAAUAAUCUGAAAUUGAAAGGAGCAGCAUGGCGCGUAUCGCGACGGAUCGGACAGUCAGGAAAUACAAAGCAAGGGGAGCAAUACGAGUUACGUACUGGCCGAUCUAAAGGACGAAAGUAGAAGCGGUAAUGCUAGGUUACCGAGACCUGGGUAAUGUAUACGUUGCUGAGAUUUCGACUAUUGGUUUUCAGUUAACGACAGCUCAACUCGCAGUAUUACUACUUGAGAUAUUUAAGAAUAAGUUUAUCGGAGUUGCAGUGAAACUGUACCAUCGAAUGCUGUGAAUAAAACGAGAAGGCAAAGGGGUCGAGUGGAGUUUAAUGGAGAUUGUGUUUGACAAUCAAUAGCAUAGAGAAGCUAAUCCAAACGUAUAGACGGCAGUCCUUAAGCAGAAGCUGAAAAUUCGACUCUCAGAGGGCCUACCAAAGGCCGAUACUUUCUCGAAUAUCGCACUGAUAGAGAGAAAAAAAGAAAAAAAAGAAAAAGGAGAAAACCCUAUUUAAAAAACCGCAAUUGCCGGUUAAACAUAUCAAAUUAAUAUGAUGAUUUCGAGUACCUCUAUUUAUUCCUAUUCUUAACCGUAUAUGCAACUAUUAAUUAAGGCUGCUGUGGUGUGGAAUAGCAUUGUGUGGCGCAGCAUUUCGCGAUGAACAUCGCUCGAAAUAAAUAGAAAAUUUUCUUAAAAAUGGAGAAAAUUAUCUCCGCCGACUAGAAGACUAGUCGAGCGAUGUGUCCCAGCUGAUGCAACUUUACACAUUCCUAACCUACACACGCAUGUAUACCUCACCUCUCUAUAAAUAUUAUACAUAUACACAUAUAUUAUAUACAUAAUUAUUUGUAAAUACAUAUAUACUAUAUAUAUUAUACUAUACACAUAUUACGUCACUACAUCGUUUAAUUAUGACUAUCGUUGUUGACCGAUUUCAUCGUAUAUGAAGAUUUACCAUUACCGAAGGUAUUUAUUAUUAAUGUUAAGCCCGUAUAUGUUAUUAUAUUGUGGCAUCUAGAAAGUUUAGAAUACAAUCUACUUCUCGUUUUUAAAAAUCGAGGCGAGAACGCAAGCAGCAACAGUGAAAUUGCUUGUUCCGACAUCUACGAGGUUAGCCUUUCGUCCUGCUGCACGUCGCUUCACUCUGCUUCUCCUUCGAAAAAAGGAACGACAAAGCAUUGCGACCCUCCGCGCCAAUUAUCCGUUUCCCUCUUCGGCUUCUUUUCUCGACUUCUUAUCGUCGAGACGUGCACUCACUCCUACGCGAUUAUAUAGAUACAGACAGAGACGGGAUACUUCGUUUUUCUUGACUGCUUACUUUCUCGCCUCCUCGACUCGCUCGUUGACUCGCUCGAUCGAAAGAUACACCGGCACGAUAAAUACCGCUGGUCAGUUAUUUUCUGAACGUACUCUUAUAGGUUUCUUUGACGACGAUCUACGACACCUACGAUCCCAUGUCACUGGAGUGCAAGGGAAACGCACAACUUCUAUCGCGAUAAUUGAUUGUUAACAGGCCGGUCCAACAAUUACUUUACUGUUGGCUGUUUUGAAUGUGAAAAAAAAAAUUUUUUUUUUAAUUAAAAAAAUUUCUGUCUGGUGAGCGAUGGAGGAUAAAGACUGACAGAUACAGUGGGAGAUUAAGAAACAGAAAAAUUCUACAAGUAGGAAUAAAUUACGUUGAAUAAGUUGCUUGCAGAAAUUCGCGAGAAUGGAAUCAGCUCUUUUUUUUCUUGGAACUAUGUACUACCAUGCCACGAUGUCAAACUUGCCGGUCAAUGAAAACUUGCGAGAGCUUUACUACUAUGAAUCCAAUCGUUGCGAGUGAAAAUGAAAAAUAUUCUUAAUAUUCUGAUUUCUGAGCUUCAAAGUUUUGCCGACUGCACUACGAUUCGUAUCCGCUAAUCGAGUUAUCAGGAAAUAUCAGUGAUUCCCACAGUUCCCAUACGUAUAACAACUCUCUGACUCUGUCGGUCUACUUUCAACUUCUUGAAUGAAUGAUUUAAAUUUGAAAAUAUAUAAUUUUUUUUGGAAAAUGUUACACUUACGACGGCGUGAGAGCGAUUCAACGACGACAACCUAUUGUCUUUCUAGUUGUUAAUGAAAAUACAAAUCACAAAUCAUCAGCUGGUUGUGAGUAAACGUUAACUACAUACUGAAACGUAGACAUUCGUAAUGUACUGUUAAACGGGGUGAUUUGUUGCCUAGGAUAAUUUUUAAUUAUAUAUUGUCCGUUCGAUGAAAUCGAACCGUUGGCUGCUCAUGGCGGAAUACAAAAUGUCAUUGGCACUUUUUAAUCGUUAUUAUCUUGUAAUCGCUUUCAAAUCUCAAGACGCUUCAGGAAUUAAUCGAAUUCAGUCGACUGUUUAUUCUGGACCGUUUGAUAAAAUGAUAUUCUAGAAGUUAAAAAAAGUUAUUGAAACGUUACCUCCCGAUAUCGUCUUGGCUCUCCUCCACUGACUCUUAAGAUUUUCUCCGAAUGCAAUGCUAAUGUCGCUGCUUCGAACACUCAAGUUUUCGUUAAAGUUAUUUCUCGAGUUUCCAUGUCGACAUUCAAUGAACUUGAUAUUUUUCUGAGUUAAAUGAAAAUCUGUCAACUUGCGAGUAAGUACAGAAAUUGGAGAGAGUUCAAGAGAGGAAAUUAAAUUGGAACCUGGUCUCCCGUCUUGAGUUUUGAAUUUCGAAUCCUGAAUCUUAUCGUUUCGUUCAAGGAAUGUUUAAAUUUAACGGAUAAGUAAUAAUAAUAAAUAACGAGCAUAAGUAAGAAGUACGUUGUCUAUCUCUUGAAAGAUCACGAGGGCAUUCCACGUAAUAAUGAAAUGUUCCGAACCUUUACAAACUGUACGCUAAUCGUACGUUGAUACUGUCUAUUACCUGUCAAGCAUUUUAUAUCUCUUGUCUAGUAUAAAUGAAAUAGAAAAUAUUCUUCUGUA